UGGAGGAUAGAUAUAUUAAAAUGAUGAUGAUGCACGAGAACGUUCCCGCACUGCCGCAUCGGGAUACGAGUAGGCAGGUUUAUAAAAAACAGCCUCCAUGGAGUAAACGACAUGUACCGAUACUUCCAUUAUUCUUCCAUACAUGACUGGUCGACACUAGGGACGAUCAAUGUUCGAGAUCCAGAAAGAGCGGUGAGAUUACUACUGUUCGUUAUGUACGUAUGCACACAACACACAACCAUCAUGGACGCGAAUGGAUGAGGAGGAGGGAGGGGGAGGGAGGGGAACGGCGAGGCGCAAUGCUGGCCGGGCGUUCGGUGACGGAGGUCCCUUGCUCACUCACGGCGCAAACCACCAACGAUAGACCAACAUUUGACUUUCGGUGGCGAAGAGCGACGACAAAUGCGAGACGUAGGGUAGGAUAUGCCGUUUGUUGGACUGCUGCUGGUGGAGGGAAAAGUGAGCAGAUGGGCGCACGACGUCCAGUCAUCCACACCACCACGAUGCAAGCUGCGGCCAGUGACAGGCAUGGCAGAAGUUUGAGAGUUUUUCGAGCGGGGUUGGAGUGUUUUGCAUACAGUAUCAUACAAACAGAUAUGGUGCAGAACGCCUCUCAGCUCUGGCUAGCGGCUAGGCCCUUAUCAGAGUCCAGUCAUACUUUGUCUGGCCUUGGGAGUCAACCUUCAACCUUGGACGGUACUCUGAAGGCUCGAUCUGGGAUUGCAUGGGGUUGGAGACGUCGUGGCUUGCAUGCUGGGGCUUCCUGGUCUACUGUGGAUUGUGUUGGAUGGUAUAUUAUGUACUAUGUACUGCUGUGUCGCCGACUGUCAAGUCAAGCGUCGACUGUCAAGUGUCAUCUGUCAUCGGCCUCGCUUGACGACCAGAGACGGAUGUCGAUAGCGAUACACCGAAACUGCCUCGACUCACAUUAAUUGCUUUUUCUCCUCCGUCUGCUGGCGGGCAUGACGAUGCUGUGUAAGCACUGCGUCGAAUCGGGUGCGCGGGCGCUCCCUCACCAGCCGUACACGCAAAUAAUGGCACGACAACAAGCCGGGACGAAGCAUUUUCAGUCUGGGGAUGAUAGGGCAUGCCCACCACGCCUUCUUCGUGGUCCUAUUGGUAUGUAUCAAGUGAUGCAGCGCGUCUGUGGGAGACGCGCAUGCAGCAUGGAUGGUUGAAAGGCUGUCUGCCUUGCUGCAGCCAACUUGAACACUCUGCAUCAAAAGGAGCCCACAUUGGGCAGAAUCGCCUUGCGCGCAUUCCCAUCACUCGUCUCUCAGUCUCACUACCUCGCUACUAAUAUUAAUUAUUAUUACUCGCCAUCU
Molecule: messenger RNA, 1325 nt
Organism: Pseudovirgaria hyperparasitica
Lineage: Eukaryota; Fungi; Ascomycota; Dothideomycetes; Acrospermales; Acrospermaceae
Exons: 1
Coding region: 222-932 (236 amino acids)
Source: RefSeq, a predicted model, not a curated record